AUGAAGAAAGUGAAUAAGUUAGAAGAAGAGGAUGUUAAACAAAGUUUUGAAGAAGAUAGUGAUCAAGAGGAAGAUGAAGAUAUGGCAUCCUCAGUAUAUCCAAUUUUAGUAAAAUUAAAUGACAAUAAAAACAAAAAUAUGAAUAGUAAUGAUGACGAAGGUGAUGAUAAUAGUAAUGAGACAAGUUAUGAACUUG
Scutellospora calospora is the source of this 196-nucleotide messenger RNA. Lineage: Eukaryota; Fungi; Glomeromycota; Glomeromycetes; Diversisporales; Gigasporaceae. The record is from the annotation of a GenBank genome assembly.